ACAAUGUCAUAAGUAACAAAAAUUUUGCAACAAAGACAAAAAAUCUUAAACUCGUAAUAGGGCUCCUAGAGAGCGUAGAUAUAAUAAAGGCCUUGCUGUGUUAGAAAGGAAAUAGCCGCAUGUGUUUGUUUCUAGAUAAUAAACCCAAUAUGCGGAAGAAUGUUAGAAACUAUUAAAAUUUCGGUCUGUUAGACGUAGAAGAAAAAUAUGUUGUAAUAUAUUUAACCCCCAUUUACCCUCGUACUAAAAAUAAAUGACAUUUUUCAUAUCUGAUUUGAGCCUUAAUCAAGAUACAAAAAGCUGCUAGGAAAACAUGGCACCCACUGUCAGAUUAACGUUCAGCUUCUUCUGACCUGAUUAUCGCGCUUUUGUUUACUGUUUGUUUUACGGACUUUGAAAGCAGACCUACAUAAAGCGGCAUUCCUAACGCAGCCCCACUUAGAAGCUGCUAGGCAUAGGUAAUCAUUCUGAGGUAAACUGCAACUAUUUUUAGGAUACAGGUUCCGCUUAGUUUAACUAAUUACACCUUACACAUUGCGUCCCCUUAAACACGAAAGCAUUUUAAGCGGACGAAAUACAGGUGUCUGCUGAGUGAUUUGCCUUUUAAAACCUCCCCGCAAGAUACCAGUAAGUAUUCGAACAAUCUUAGUCGUAUUAAUAAGUCAGAUGGGGGACACAGUUAAAAUACAUAAAAUGUUUGGAAGAGAAUUGCUAAGGAAUUCCAACUAUGACCGUAAUAAGCAAAUAUUGUACGAAUACAAUCAGCUGUGAUUAUGCUUAUUUUGUAAUGAUAAUCGGCUACCGGAUAUUUUGUUGUCAUUGUGCUAUCAUACACGUAGCGAGAAGGACGAAUCUGAAAGAGUUGCUGUUUGCUUGCGACAGAAUACAUUUUCAUUUCAUUUCAUUCAGGAUGUAUGAGGUCAGACAGUUUCACGGACGCAGUUCAAGAAAUGAAAGAGGACAUAACAUGAGCUCACUUCUUGCUAUAUUUAUCAUCAUCUGUAAUCUUGCUAGCUCUGGGUAUUGCAGAAGUGUCAAUGAAAACACUUUCACUAAGGAAGUACAAGGAAACGACCACAAUGAUGAUGAAGAAUUUGAUUGGCAGUUAUCGACCGACAACAUUGACUUUUAUAAAGUUCUACAUGGUUUAGACUUGGAAGACAUAAUUAUGUUUUUAAAGAAUGCGCCGAACGAUGUGGAAGAUAAAACAACUCCAGUUAAAACACGACAAAAGCGAUCAGCAGCAAUGAUAUUUGGUAAAGAUGAUCGAAAGCAAAUCACAACAUCAUCAGAUGCAGAGGUUAUGCCUUACGCUGCAUCAGUCAAAAUUUCGACUGGUUGUUCAGGAACACUGAUUGGUCCAAGACAUGUUCUUACUGCAGCCCAUUGCGCAUACACAGGAACAAAAAGGAAGACUAAAACAAGACUAAAAGUUGGUUUUCUCCACAUGAGUGGCAGAGUUCGUUGGCGAAAAGUGCGCAAGGUAUACGCUACAAAGGAAUGGCAUACACUAACAAAACAAAGUCGGUUGAGAUACGAUUAUGCUGUUUUAGAGCUACGGCGAGAACACAAGCGACCAUACAUGACACCUGUAGCUUUCCACAGAUCACAAGGUUCAAAACUGCAAUUCAACGGUUUUCCAGGAGACAAGAAGGCAAACACAAUGUGGCACACGCGUUGUAAUAUCUUCAGAGAGUGGCGUGGAUUCCAAUUAAAUUUUUGUGACGUCGCACCGGGAAUGUCUGGUUCAGGUUCUUAUAUAUGGCGUGACAGAAAUAAUUACUUUGUAAGAGGGAUUGCUAUAGCUGCUGUAAAAAUUCGGCAAGGACACAGAAUAUACAGAUUCAAUGUCGUCAAUCCACUGACACGAGAGAAGGCGAAAUCAAUAUGUAAAUGGAUGAGAGCUGGAAACAGUUGCAAAUCGUUCAAAUAAUACUCAUGCACUAUAAUAAUAUACACAUGCAGGCAGACAUAGCAUUAGUCUAUGCAUGGCUAGCAAAAUCUUGGCCACGACCAAGUAAAAAAGUGCAUAAGGAGGUAUAUAACCACGACAAGUAUAUAUGCACAUCAUUAUGAGCUAGUGUGUAUCAUAGCCGAGAACAUAUCGCGUCAAAAUGACAGAAAUGAGUGACAAUUAUUUAAUUAGAGGACUAUAUAGUGUACGUUAUUAGAACAUCAAGAAUAAAUGUGAUUAAUGUAUAGUUUAAUGAACGCGUCAACUGCAUGUGAAGUCUGGUGAAGAACGAUCUCUGAAAUAAUCCAACAUAAUUAUAUAGCGGACAUACUUUGUUUUUAUGCAACAACUAUUCGGACAAUAUUUUACUUUUUCCAACUGAUGCGGUAUCCGUGUGCUUUGGAGAAUUAUAUAGAAAAAAAUGUAACGAUUAGUCAACCUGAUUCAGCUUGCUUUUGGUCAUCUAACAUGAAAACAAUUUAUAGCAAUUAAUUAGUGAAUUCUUUUAACGGCCAAAAUAUACAUGUUUUAUUUGAAAAGAAAAUCGUCUCGGUUAUGCAAACAUCGCUUUUUUAUCACAAACACAGCGACUAAUGCACGCCGGACUUCACAACGUUCAUAGCUACUGUGACAAGAGUAUACAUAUAACUUGUGCACAUCCCAUAUGAAUUUUGAAUUUGUUUCCAAUUAUACGACAAUAGUGUAUUUUCUCAUUCCUAAUAUAUAUUAUAUAUUAUAUAAAUAUACGUGGAAAUACUUUUACAAAAAGAUCUAUUAAUUUAAGGACAUUUAUGCUGGUGUAUAAAAUUAUCAGUUUUCAUGCAGUCAUUAUUAUCGCAAGUGUGAUUCUUGAUUAUAUAAAGAAUAGUGAUAGCAUUGUUUCUGCAGUUACGUAAUUCCUUAAAAUAUUAUGUUAGCAAUAUAUAAAACGUUAU
Dendronephthya gigantea is the source of this 2889-nucleotide messenger RNA. RefSeq names its product serine protease 23-like. Lineage: Eukaryota; Metazoa; Cnidaria; Anthozoa; Malacalcyonacea; Nephtheidae. Gene Ontology annotation, molecular function: serine-type endopeptidase activity. The coding region runs from base 728 to 1933 and encodes 401 amino acids. The transcript has 3 exons. Gene Ontology annotation, biological process: proteolysis. The record is from RefSeq and is a predicted model, not a curated record.